UUGAAAUAAAAGCAUAAGUUGGUAGAACUAAAUAAUUAGUUGGUAAGAUCAGGCCAAGAGCAAAAGUUGAGAGCUUCUCUCUCCUGGGUUUUCGCCCCAGUGCUUUUGCGUAAAUGACUUCCACGAAUUGGCCGUGUUUUGGGUGUUAGAGUGCAUCUUUGAUGGUUGUUUGAGUCGGAUUCUACUUCUACUGUUAUAUCCGACCUUGGAUUCGAGCUUAGAAUGUGGAAAGAUGGUAAAAAUAACAAAAACGAGGGUUCGAGACAUUGUUCUUAUGCGUGAAUCGAUUCAUACGCGUUGAUUGAUUUCAAGUUUUGUAGGUGUUUUUGUGGUUACAAUAGGUGCUAACUGGUGCAUUCUGGGUCGGAAUCUGUUUCUAAUUCCGUCUCAAAUCUUGGAUUUCGAUCUGUGAACGAUAAACGCAGGUCGUCGUCAACUGCGAUUUUACGUUUUCUGCUACAGGUCGGUCUAUCAGGUGUUCUGUUUCAGUUCAUUGGGACUCUGGUUUUGGGCUUCACAGGUCCAGGCGUACUCCCUUAUACUUCUGCAGCAGGUACCUACACCUGGAAUUUCUGAGGUUGACUUUGGACGGUCUUGCCAUGUCAAAGAAGAAGAAACAAGGGACGGUGGAAGCUUCCAUGUCAAGGGUAACUAGAUCAAGCUUUGCUGCUUUGGAGGAUAGAGAUGAGGAGUUCCCAGCUUUAAUUGCUGGAAUCCCAAUGAAUCCAAUAGAAACUGCCUGCGUGUCUGGUGCAAAAAAGAAGGCUAAGGAUACUUUUGGACCUGCGACUAAGAAGGCUACUGCUAAGCCUGAGGUACAGACUUGCGAUAAGGCCAAAAUUUUGACAGUGAACACUGAAGACAAUACUCUGGCAGUAACUCAUGCUGUAGCAGUAAAUGAAGGCCAACUAACUGCAGGUUCAACUGCAAAGGCAGCAACUCCUGUACCUUGGAACGCUCUGUUUAAGGACAACCGCGAUCCAAGGUGUGGUAUCAAAUUGAGAUAUAUCCCUCCCAAAGGAGAAACUGUGGACUUUGGUGAUCGGGUGCUACCAUCCAUGGUUGAAAUGUGGGGUUUUUGCCUAGUUGGACACUUCACCGGGAAUUUCCCCGGACUCAAAGCGGUGCAUGACCUUAAAGCUAAAUGGGGCGUUAAAUGCCUUGUGAGGUCCCACAAAAAGGGUUGGUUGAUCUUUAAAUUUCAGAAUGAGGAGGAUAGAUCAAAGGUUCUUCAAGGAGGACCGUAUACGGUGUUUGGAAAACUCCUAAUGCUCAAGGUACUUUCGGAAAAUUUUUCGUUUGAGGAUGAAGAAUUUCUAAAAGUACCAAUUUGGGUUAAGUUCCAUGAUUUACCAUUGCAAUUAUGGAAUGAUGAGGCCAUGAGUGAGGUGGCUUCCAUGGUUGGGAUUCCAAUAACAACUGAUAAAAUCACCCAAGAAAGGAUCAACAAUGACUAUGCUAGAGUGUUGAUAGAGGUUGACGUCUCGAAGCCACCACCACUCUCGUUCCAUAUAAGACUACCUUCACAAAAGGUAUUCAAGCAAAGUGUGGUUUAUGAAACUUUUCCAAGUUAUUGUUUUCAUUGCAAGGAAUUUGGGCAUCACCCGUUCAUUUGUAAGAAGUUAUCAAAAUGUGGGGUUGGGGUAAACAAGGAGAAGGAAAAACUUGAUGGGGUAGGGGAUGUAAUUGAUGUAGUUGAGCCUGGAAAAGCUGCUGCCUGUGUCCCUUACCCGUCCGGAUAUGGACCAGACCCGACCGGGUCUUCACAAAAAAAUGCCCAGGGGACUGCCGUGGUUGAGAAACAUGCUCAGGGGCCUUCCAAGCUCCCUGUCGUGGUUGCUGGUAUACCAGCGCCUCCUGCUCAUCCUACAAAAAAGGUUGAGAGAUUGAAAAAGGUUUCAGACCCGGGCAUCGAGGUGGAGGACCCCGAUCAAGUGGUUUCCGAGGAGGAGGACUCUUCAAGUGACAACUCGAGUGACACUAUGGACUCGGAUUUGUUUCACGAGGUCGUGGUAACGUGUAGAGAUGGAACAAAGAAAACUAUGAUAACAAUGAAGCCACAAGAAGACUUGUAUUGAAUUUGUGUUUUUAAUGGACUGUUUAAACUGUUUUGAUGCUUGUGAUGGCAUGUUUUGAUACUAAGUCAGGGCCUGUCCUGUGCUAGUUUAUUUUUCUUUUCUGAGGUAGGGGAAGGUUUGGUUACUAUAUAUAGCUAGUUUUGACUAGCUUAGAUAGUUUUGAUGCAUUGUACUAUGCUAUUUUUCUGGAUAUAUAUAUUUACAUUUUAUCCAAAAAAAAAAAAAUAAUUAGUUGGUUACCC
Molecule: messenger RNA, 2320 nt
Organism: Cuscuta europaea
Lineage: Eukaryota; Viridiplantae; Streptophyta; Magnoliopsida; Solanales; Convolvulaceae
Source: the annotation of a GenBank genome assembly